Molecule: messenger RNA, 543 nt
Organism: Suillus bovinus
Lineage: Eukaryota; Fungi; Basidiomycota; Agaricomycetes; Boletales; Suillaceae
Product: acyl-CoA N-acyltransferase
Exons: 2
Coding region: 1-543 (180 amino acids)
Molecular function (GO): acyltransferase activity, transferring groups other than amino-acyl groups
Source: RefSeq, a predicted model, not a curated record
AUGUUUACUACAGAAAACCUCAUUUUUCGCGGAUUCGCAGAUGAAGAUCUAGACGGAAUCCUUGCUCUGCGUAGUGACCCCCUCGUCCAACGCACACAGUCAUUCUCAGCCAUCGCGCCUCCACCAUUUUCAAAGUACAAACAAUAUAUGAAGACAUUUGCGGAGGGCUCAUCGCUCUGGUUUUCAUUGGUACACAAGGAGUCAUAUGAUUAUGUUGGUUAUUGUUGCAUCAACUUGUUGGAGGCGAAGAAUCGGGAUGCACGGUUGGGUGUCACUAUUUCCUCCAGGUUCUGGGGGAAGGGAUAUGGAACGGAAGCCACGCGUUUCACUGUAAACCAUGCAUUCAAGUACUUUGGAUUGCAGCGUAUCUCUUUGGAUGUUACAGAAAGCAAUGUCAGAGCACGGACCGUUUAUACCAAAUUAGGUUUUAAGGAAGAAGGAAGGAAACGACGGGGGAAUUGGAUAGAUGGUCAUUGGGAAGAUAUUAUCGCGAUGGGAGUUCUGGACGAUGAAUGGGCCGAGUUACAUCCCAGCAUCGCCUAG